GACAGUAAUCCACUGUUUUAUAUUUUGUCAUAAGCAUAACAAUACUGGCCUCUGCUGAAAUAAUAAACAUUAACAAAUGACACUCUCCUGGUGUUUUCACACUUUAUUCAUCAGCAGAUGGACUUUGUUGACUUGAUAUAGAACAUAUCUAUGGUCCAAUCUACAUAUCACUGUAGCUAUGGUGAAUUAUCAAAUUAUAUUAUGUGAACUAAAACAUAUAUUAUGUGAACUAAAACAUAGACCUGUCUGUAAAUGGCACAUGAUAGAGUGAGUAUAGUUGACAUGUAGCAUGCUGCCCUCUAAUGGACUGUAAUGCAAACUGUGCCACAGUGUUACUUUUUGGGUGUCACUACCGCAUAAUUGAAAAAAAUGUUUCUUGCCUCCCUCAGAAGGACAUCAUCAGACCAUGAAUUACUGCUCUUGUAUAAGCAAGCCACACUGAAGUUCUGAUGUUAAAUGAGUACUGUGAAGACUUGGUAGUGAAGUGUUUUGCAUUAAAUAACAGGUUCCGUCUGACAUGCAAAUGGUUGUGACUUCCCACAAGAGGAAAUGAUAUAUAAGAUGUAUCCAGGAACCAGAUCAUUCUCUAGAGAGUGGAACAAAGGUGUGUUUACCCCUGUGUAUCCACAAUGUUCUUUUUAAAGGUAUUUGUCAGUUUCCUUAGUGUAUUUUGCCUCGGUUCAGGGGAGAAUGCCCUGCAUGCAAACUCACCAGGGGACAUAAUCAUUGGGGGACUUUUUCCCAUCCACAAACAAACCAAUAGGAGCACGACACAUGGACCUCUCUCCUGUAGUUGGUAUGAUUUGCGAGGGUUCCUGCAAUCUCAAGUGAUGAUAUAUGCUCUCAGAGAAAUAAACCAGCGCUCACCAAGGGCUUUACCCAACUUCACUCUUGGAUAUGACAUCUAUGACACUUGUGGAGAUGUCAGCCUCGCUAUACGAGCGACGCUCCAGCUGCUGAAGAAUCAGUCAGACCCUCAAAUGUGUUUAGUACCUGAAAACUUUCAGUCUGUUUUGUCUGAGCCCAAAACAAAGGCAGUGAUUGGUGAAAGGUACUCUGAAGUGUCAAUAGCUGUUGCACGAGUUGUUGCUCUGUCAUCAGUUGCUCAGAUUAGCCAUGGAUCGACUAGUGAGCAUCUGAGUACAAAGUUGAAGUUCCCCUCUUUUUUGCGAACAAUAUCCAGUGAUGAACAUCAGACAAAGGCAAUUGCUGAGCUGGUGAGGAAGUUCAACUGGAGAGCAGUAGCCAUUGUGGGAAGUGAUGAUGAGUACGGGAAGUAUGGCAGUGAUCGCCUCGUGGACAACCUCAGUGGAAUGAAGAACAUCUGCAUUGAAUUCAUCAACAUCCUGCCAGGUUACUUCUCAAAGAAUACUUCCCAAGCCCACACGAGACUGACUGAAUUGGUGAAAAAUAUCAAUAAUUCCAUUGCCGAGGCUAUCAUCAUGUUCACCAAAGACACCAAUGUUAAUGUCAUCAUGGAAGCAGCAAUUAAACACAACCUAAACCGAACCUGGAUUGCAAGUGAUGCAUGGUCCACCUCUUCAGUGGUCUCCACACUGCCUGGCAUUGAGAAAGCUGGAGAGGUUUUUGGAUUCAUCUCCAAGAGGAAUGAGGUGCCUAAGUUUAGAGACUAUGUCCUGUCAGCAUUCAAUGGAACCACUAAUGACAUUCUGGAUCAUCACCUGAUUCUUUAUCCACUUUGUUCAAAUCAGUCUGAUGAGAACAGAGAAAGUAACUGCUCCCUAGCUGACAGCAGUCAGGGGUCCAAACAAUGUCUGGACCUAAGCUGCUUGGCUAAGUACAUUGACCAGGAUGAAUCAUACAAUAUCUACUUAGCUGUUCAAGUCAUUGUUGAAGGUCUCAGACACUUGCUCAAGUGUGACAAACACACAUGUAAACGUGGCAACCAGUUUACAGCUUCUGAGCUUCUUACGGAAAUCAAGAAAGUAAACUUCACGGUCAACACUACGCAUAUAUUUUUCGACUCUAAUGGAGACCCCAGCUUAGGAUAUGAUAUUUUGUACUGGAACAUGACUGAAUCCAAACAGGGCACGAGCAUACAAACUAUUGGAGAAUACUGGCCAAAUGGAAACAUUGAAAUCCCAGAGGAUCUUGUUAGUAAUAAGAGUACACAGAUGGUAACUGCUUACAACUGCUCAAAAACAUGUAAACCUGGCCAGAUGUUGAAGCAGCAAAGCAAACAGUGCUGUCACGAUUGUGUUCCAUGUGCAGAAGGAGAGUUUUCUACAGGAAAUGGUGACAAGUGUGAAUCCUGUGGGGAAAUGAAGUAUUCAUCUCCACAGAGGAAUAUGUGUUUUGAGAAAACCCUUGAAUUCCUGGACUGGUCAGAUCCCUUCAUUAUCAUUUUAAGUUGCCUGCAAGUCUUGGGAAUAAUUACCACCAUUGUGUUUGCUAUUUUGUUUGCAAUCUAUCGUAGAACUCCAGUCGUGAAGGCUGUUGGAGGUUACUUGUGUUUCUUGGAGCUUUUUUCCUUGCUGGUCUGUUUCUGCCUUGCAUUUAGCUUUGUAGGAAAACCCACUGUAGCUUCCUGCAUGGUAGGCCUACCUGUCUUUGGCAUUGCCUUUUCCCUCUGCAUCUCUUGCAUUCUGGCUAACCUGCUCCAAAUCUUAGUGGGCUUCAACUUUGACCGGAAGAUAAGGUUGUGGAUAAAGAAGCUCAAUCAGCCAGCAGCUGUGGUGAUCAUUGUCUCUGGGAUCCAGUUGUCUCUGUGUGUGCCAUGGAUGUGCUUUUACCCUCCAUUUCCUUCUGAAAGAACAUUGAACACGACUAUCCUGCUGCACUGUCACAAAGGCUCAGACAAGCUCUUCAUUGCCAUGUUAGUCUACAAUGCUUUCUGGGCCCUUAGUUGUUUCCUGUUUGCAUUCAAAGGUAAACAGUUGCCAGACUUGUACAAAAAUGCCAGUUUAAUCACCACCAGCAUGAUGCUUUUUUUAAUCAUUUGGAUCCUCUUCAUUCCAAUUUAUAUCAGUUUGUUUGGGAGUUACAAACAAGCAAUUGAGAUUGCAGCCAUCCUCAUUUCUAGCUACAGCAUCCUCUGCUGUCACUUGGCCCCAAAGUUUUACAUUAUAAUAUUCAGGAAAGAGAUUAAUAAUGAGAAUGCCAUUACUGAGUACAUCAGGAAGCAUUUUGAGCAGAAAAACUUGACUGUGGUGACAUCAUAAGCCCCUUUUUACAGACAGAUCACACAAUACUGCCAUAAAGAUGAGCCUUUGCCAUGCCUGUUUUGUUUUUUUUACACUAACCCAAAGAACAGCAGGAUGUUGCUGUGUGAUAUUAGAUAGCGUGUGAGGAAAAUAGGCAUGACAUGUAACACCACAGUGUUGGCUGUUUUACCUGAUGUAGACUGUUGGUAUAAGCUUGCCACUGGGUGCAUAUUUCAGGCAGCAUUCAUUUCCCUCUUUUAUCUGUGCGUGACUGCAAAACAACAUUCAUAAGGGGAGGUGUGAACCAUGGGCUUGGCACAAGAAAAAGAAAUAUUGCAUGUAAAUUACUGAGCUUUAGUUAGGCUGGUAGGCAGUCUUUGUUGCCCUUGGCAGAACCUAGCUUGCUGAUUCUAAAAUUCCAAAGUGAGCUAACUGGCUGCCUUUGUAUUUAACAGAGGGUGUGUUCCAAAACGCACAAGUUUUCUCUUUACUUUUAGUACAUAUUGUAGCUGCCCUUUUAAUGUACAUACAUGUUGCAUACAUUAUGCAUACAACUGGGACAUACUACAUCCUCAUGACAGUGUACUGUUAAGAUUUAUGCUUAUUUAACAGUACCUUGAACUUUUACUCUCUUGCUUCUACAUACAUCGAAUCCUUUACCCAACAUUUGGGAGAACAAAGAAAAGAAUAUAACCGCAAGUGGCAAUCUGCGGCUUCUAACCUCUUCUUUUGCCCCAAAGCGGCCACCCUGACCCUCAUCCCCCGCAGUUGAUGACAUCGGCCACCAUGUUCCUCAAAGAUCUGUGCAAAACAUACCCAUGAUGAGCCCCAGAUUUCUCCAAAUUGUUUUUUCAGCUACAUGCUACAUGCACUAAUUUAUAGCGCCCCCUAUAGAUUGAGCUCAACAUGCUUUGGUAGGCAGAUUCCCAGUCCCGUUGUCAACCUAUCCACCAGGUUAGGGUUAGACCACAAAACAAUAAUAAUAAUAAUAAACCGGCACAAUUUUAAAAUGGUUCUACCCCUUCGGGGUUAGAACCCUAAUAAUAAUAAACUGGCAUAAUUUUAGAAGGAUUCUACUCCUUCAGCAUUAGAACGCUAAUAAUGAGCCUUGAAUGCGUAGUCACGUCUAAUUGUUGCAUCUGUCAUUCUGUCAUAUGAGCUGUCAUCUGACAGAGAGAGAUCAAAUGGUUGGAUCCUUUUAGCUUUGUUUAUAUUUUAGUUAGACACACUGGAACACAUGUGAUGUGUUCUGUUGCGCAGAAUACUGUGGGUCAGAAAAAUGCUGUCUUGUCACAGGACAUGAACAGUAGUUUUUGCUAUUUGUACCAUGCCUAGAAGUUCUAACAGUUGUGUUGUUAAAUUAGUCUUUACUGCUGUUACUACCACUGGUAAUAAAUCAUGAGAUGUUUUAGAAA
This is a messenger RNA of Acanthopagrus latus (yellowfin seabream), 4579 nucleotides long. RefSeq names its product G-protein coupled receptor family C group 6 member A-like. The record is from RefSeq and is a predicted model, not a curated record. Bases 630 to 3182 code for a protein of 850 amino acids. Gene Ontology annotation, molecular function: G protein-coupled receptor activity. The transcript has 6 exons. Gene Ontology annotation, cellular component: membrane. NCBI's taxonomy places the organism in Eukaryota, Metazoa, Chordata, Actinopteri, Spariformes, Sparidae. Gene Ontology annotation, biological process: G protein-coupled receptor signaling pathway.